Dentiscutata heterogama is the source of this 1077-nucleotide messenger RNA. Lineage: Eukaryota; Fungi; Glomeromycota; Glomeromycetes; Diversisporales; Gigasporaceae. The record is from the annotation of a GenBank genome assembly.
AUGGAUGACCAAGCAAGACAGAUGGGAAUUGGAAUAACUCCUACUUUAUUAAGCAAAUUACCACCUGGAGAAAAAAUAAUUCGUCCAAAGUCUGAAAAAGCCAAAGCCUUACAAGAAAUAAUGGAUUAUGCCAGAUUGGGUCUUGAUAUAGAAGAUGAAAGACCUUACGAUCCAAUGGAAAUUGAUCUUGCUAUUGUUAAUAUUGCAAGAAGGAUUGGAGGAAAUACUACUAUUCCUACUAUGAAUAUAGUUAAUGCAUCCCGAACUGUUAGAAAAAAGAAACCACCUGUUAGAAAGAGAGUUAUUAAAAAGGUUGUUAGACCCAAAAAUAAACGAGUAAACUUGGUUACCUAUGAAGAAGCAACAGAAGAUCCUAAUAAUAAGGAAGAGAAAGUUUAUAAAGAGAUAGUUUAUGAAGAUGAGGAUAAUGAAAAUGUUGAGUAUGUAGAAGUUGAAAAUAGACCUGAAGAGAUGCUUUGCAAUAAUUCCACUAUAGUUAUGAAUCUUGUAAAAAAAAAAGUAGUUAAAAAACUAUUACUAGAUAAGCUAGCUUACAAGAAAGUAAUAAACACCUCUACAAAUAUAUCUGAGAUUUGUAAAAAAAUUUUUCAAGAUGAGCUUAGAAAUAUUCUUAAUGAAUUAAAAACACUUUUAUCUUCUUAUAAUUUAUCACCAGAAUUAGCAAGCUCUAUGGCUUUAGAUAAACCUAUAGAUAUUAAUUUGGUAUGUCAUCUUGCUAAUGAUCUUACAACUGCUGAAUGUAGAAUUAAUAAUAUUUUAAUUCCCAAAGCAGUAUUGGAUGGAGGUGCUCAGUGUACUAUGAUAAGUAAAAAACUAGCAAGGCGUCUUGGAUUAAAAAUUGAUACAACCAAUCCUCCAUCUCUCGAGGGAGUUGCCACUGAUGCCAGCUCAUAUGGAUGGUGUUAUAAUGUACCGAUUACAUUUACAAAUAGAGCAUUAACAAGAGAUACAGAUUAUACAAUGAUACAUGAUGUAAUAGUUAGUGAUUAUGAUAAAUAUGCUUUGAUUAUUGGCACUGACUGGCUUGAUCUUGCUGGAGAUCAAAUAUUAAAGUAA